Apis florea (little honeybee) is the source of this 482-nucleotide messenger RNA. RefSeq lists its product as uncharacterized. The record is from RefSeq and is a predicted model, not a curated record. Lineage: Eukaryota; Metazoa; Arthropoda; Insecta; Hymenoptera; Apidae.
UAACUUUGUAAGUUUAAAUUAACCGCGUUGUAACUUUAUAGAUUCGUACUAGUUGUCGUACUGUGACUGUGCGCGAGAGGUUAUAUAAAUUAUAAAAAAUGGUGAAAAUUUUGAGAAAAGUGAUAUUUUUAGACGACUUAAAACCGAUAUAUCAUAAACCUUUCUGGGAGAAGACAGCAUUACUAUGGGAAAAGUUUAAAGAAGCUAACCCUAUAUUAGGACUAUUUGCACCUAUUGCUGCAGUAGUAAUUCCCACUUUAGGUGGAAUAAUAUUUUAUAACAAACUUCAUGACAAUCCUAUUCCAAAAUAUUAUGAGUAUAUUGUUAUUUACAGACCUGACGAUCCAAGAGUUCCGCAUAUUAGAAAAGAUAAUACAUUGAAAAUAGGAAAAUUAUUUGAAAUGGAUACAAUACAUAUGCCACAUUAGUUGUAUGUUGCUUGAAUAAUAUAGUAAAUAAAAAUCUGUUAUUAAGUAAAAUCA